Zea mays is the source of this 2078-nucleotide messenger RNA. RefSeq lists its product as uncharacterized. The record is from RefSeq and is a predicted model, not a curated record. The coding region runs from base 668 to 1708 and encodes 346 amino acids. The transcript has 9 exons. NCBI's taxonomy places the organism in Eukaryota, Viridiplantae, Streptophyta, Magnoliopsida, Poales, Poaceae. Gene Ontology annotation, biological process: protein geranylgeranylation. Gene Ontology annotation, molecular function: Rab geranylgeranyltransferase activity. Gene Ontology annotation, cellular component: Rab-protein geranylgeranyltransferase complex.
ACAGAACAGUAAAUCCUAAAUCCUAGGUCGUCACCACCGAUCUUAUGCUUCCAUCUCUGAGGCUGCCGCCAGCCACCGGCCAGCGUCGUUCGCUUUGUAGCAGUCCAGCUCUGCGCCCGGCGCCGCAGCCCCGCAUCGCGCACAGGCACAACUUCUACGGUCCUGCCGCUGAUCGCCGCACGUGGCCGCGCCGCCGCCUCCCUCACCCGAGCUCGACCGCGCUUCUCCAGCUCGCCGCCUCGACGGUCGCUGCCUCGACACCUCCCCCGCGUGGGCAUCAGCCGGGAGCAGAGAGCCCUGGUCCCUGGAGGCGCGUCGCGUUACGGCGGGGGCGCGGCCUCCCCAGCCCCCCUUGGUGAUCGGUCCUCCCCCGGCAGACUCGCCUCCUCGGUCUUGCGCUCCUGCGCGGCUGCGCGCCCAGCGCCGUGCCCGGUGGCGGCGGCGACCGGCGACGGUCAGCCCCCGACAGUCAGGACUUCCGACUCCGGACCUCCCCCUCAGCCCCCUCUGUCCGUUCCAGUCCCAGCUCGAGCUUGAAGGUUGAAACAACAAGCAAGAUAUUUUGAAAUAGCCCCCGCCACGAAAUUCUUCAGCCAUCGUGGAGGGGUUCAGUUCAGGGGAGGACUCGACUCAGGAAACAGGAGCACGAGCGGAGCAGAAGGCAGUCAUGGCGGAUGAGGUGGAGCUUGCUGCGGACCAGCACGUCCGCUACAUCGUCACGGUGGAGAAGGUAAAGAGCGAGACCACCCUGCCCUUCCCGCCCCGCGUUCCCUUGACACCUCUCCAGCUUCCAACACCCCCUCUUGUGCCGGCGCAGAAGAAGGACUCCUUUGAGUCGCUGGUGAUGGAGCACAUCCGCCUCAACGGCGCCUACUGGGGCCUCACCACGCUCGACCUCCUCCACAAGCUCCAUGCCGUAGAUGCCGCCGAGGUCGUCGACUGGAUCAUGUCCUGCUACCACCCCGAAUCUGGUGGAUUUGGAGGGAACGUUGGGCAUGACCCGCAUGUCCUCUACACGCUUAGCGCCGUGCAGGUCCUCUGCCUUUUCGAUCGGCUCGAUGUCCUUGACGUCGACAAGGUUGCUGAUUAUGUCGCCGGACUGCAAAACAAGGAUGGAUCAUUUUCUGGCGAUAUUUGGGGUGAAGUUGACACUAGGUUCUCGUAUAUUGCCUUAUGUACCUUAUCAUUACUGCACCGUCUGCAUAAGAUUGAUGUGCAAAAAGCUGUGGAUUUCGUUGUUAGCUGUAAGAACUUGGAUGGCGGAUUUGGAGCUAUGCCAGGAGGGGAGUCUCAUGCUGGACAAAUAUUUUGUUGUGUCGGCGCGCUCGCAAUCACCGGGUCCCUGCAUCACAUUGAUAGAGACCUCCUCGGAUGGUGGCUCUGUGAGCGCCAGUGUAAAGACGGAGGACUUAAUGGGCGGCCUGAGAAACUAGCUGAUGUUUGCUACUCGUGGUGGGUGCUAUCGAGCCUAGUCAUGAUUGACAGAGUGCAUUGGAUUGACAAGGAAAAGCUAACGAAAUUCAUACUGAACUGUCAGGACAAAGAGAACGGCGGCAUUUCAGAUAGACCAGAUAAUGCAGUCGAUAUCUAUCACACGUACUUUGGAAUUGCAGGGCUUUCAUUAAUGGAGUACCCCGGGGUGAAGCCUUUGGAUCCUGCCUAUGCACUACCAUUGCACGUUGUCAAUCGGAUUUUCUUGAAAAAAUAGAACAUUCCAUUCGAUCUGCGGCGCAGAGAUAUGCUGAGAUGGCGCUGUCAGAUGUGGACGCUACUUCACAGAACCACGAUUCGACGGAGAAAUAGCUGAGGGGGAAUCAAUUACAGGAACAUGUUGGGAUACCAUAAUCUUGGACUUGUAUUCUCGCAUUGGCUGUGGCCGCUUAGUCGAUGUUUUUUUGUCAUUUGGCACUUGCCCUGUUGAAUGCUUGGUGCAUGCUGUGUUUUGCUAGUUGAUCUGAUUCUCUUGUUUAAGUCGUAACAUUGUGUGUCCUGAUGACGACGACAUUAGUCAGGAGCUAUCUAUAAACAGUAUGUCUUUUUUGUUUGCUUUUUUUACAAAUGAUAAACAAACUUAGCCA